GAAAGUAGUACUCUUUUUUUGAUGUGCCGAUGUUUUGGUCCAGGGCAUGCCCGCCACUAAAGUAAAGCCCCGAAGGUCUUGUCCACGGACUAAGCUCAGCGCAAUGACAGACUGUGGCAAUGCUAAAAUAGCUAUUUAAGAAUCGAAAUCCUCUCGUGUCACAAUACCGACGACUUGCUUGAUCACUGGAACACGAUGCUAUGUGCCUAAAUUUUAUGUUAUGGCGGCACCAGUUAACAGCCGCGAUGAUCCAACUCACAGUCAACCAAUGAAGCGCAAGAGAGCCCGGGCUUCAAGAGUACGUUCUGGAUGUAAAACGUGGUCGGUUCCGUUCUCUUCCGGAUUUCUUCUAUUCCAAUUGUUUGCCGAGAUCGGGGACUAACAUCUCAUGUAACAGCAAAAUACGUCAUCUCAAAUGCGACGAGGCGAAGCCGACAUGUCACCGUUGCUCUAAAGACCGGGUGAAAUGCGACGGUUAUGACCCCCCGCGCCAGGCGAGUGUGGCCUAUCAUGAAGGACACCCAGAGUAUAACACAAUACAAUUUGUCCAGCCCAAACAGUCACUGCUCACAGAUAUAAACUCCUCAGAUCUAUAUUUCAAUCAUGCUGUCCAAUACACGAUCCAGGAUUUGUCCGAUUCAACGACAAGCAUAAAUUUUUGGAUCGACUUCCUCCCCCGGUCCUUAUCGCAGAUUGCAGCAACACGCUAUGCCUUGUUAGCAUUAGCAGCUGCUCAUAUCGACUUCCUAACACAAAAGACAGUUAGCUACAGCGCUGCAACGGCAACUAAGCACGAACGAUUUGUUAUACUGCACUAUAACAUGGCAAUUCGGCAUUUGCAACCUCUUAUGUCUAAGGCGACACUAGAAGAUUUUGAGGCUGCCCUAGCUUGUUGUAUCUUGUUUAUAUGCCUUGAGAAUAUUCGAGGUCGAUAUGCCGAAUCACUUAAGCACUUACAAUCCGGAGUUAGCUUGCUUGUGUCUUUGUUGGUUCCCGAUUCGAAGCGUCGCUUUUUGGCAUCCCGAAAAGGUCGUCUCCCAGUGGCGUUGCACCAAGCAAUAUCAUCCACGUGCCAAAACAAGCGUAAUAUAGACCAAAUCGCCUUGCUAUUCUCCCGCCUUAGUCUGGAGACGCAUAUUCUCACAGACAGUGAAGUGCUUCCACUCAUAACCAUCUCACGCGCAACUCCGGAUCUCGGCCAACUCGAGCUUCAGUCACUCACGCCGAUCAUGACAUUGGAUGCUGCUAGAGCCGAGCUUCAUUCAUUUGAGAUUGCUCAUGAUAUGUUUUAUCAGCAAGCGUACAGUAAUAUUCAAAGCAGGCCAUCUCAUGGCGAUGUACAACCCAAUCAGCAGCCCGAGUACUUCUUGAAUCUGUUUAGCUGGGAUGAAAAAGUUGCUUAUCAACAAAUAUACCAACAAUUUUGGCAAUGGAGCGCCCGUUUCGACCAGUAUAUCCUCGAACGCGCUUCUUUUCCAAGGUCUUCUAAUAAGGAUUUAUCCGACGCUUCCAAGAUACGUCUUCUUCAAAAGACAUGGACUGCUAUGUUAGACAAAGAGCCGUGGACAUUCAGCGGCCAACAUUUUCCUGCACUCGGCGUCUUGGAUGAGUUCCUACCUGAAGUCGAAUCGAUCAUCAAAUUGAGGGGUCCUUCCUCACGUCCUCUCAUUACGUUUAGCGCCGACAUUGUACCCUAUAUAACGAUUGCUGGGUAUUUAACGGAUGAUUUGGCGUUGCUACGGCGAAUUAUCAGCUCCCUUAAACUGCUUGAUAGGAGGGAAGGAUUUUGGGAUAGCAAGGAUAUUGCUGAGAUCUUUGAGGCCUCUAUCAUAGCACAUGCGGAUUUUGGAUUGGAUGUCAGGCACAAUAGUAGGGGCAUUCUUCACAUGGCCAAGAUUCUUUCGGACAUGAAUAUCCCAUCUAUUUCGCCGAACAACUCGAUCGCUUUACUGGCUAGAAAUAUCGAACUAUGAGGGUAACUUCCACAGCAAGAAUGCCAAAUAUGUAAAAAUAAAAGAAUAAUAGUUGAUUUAAAUUCAUGGCAGUAUCAUUGACAUGCCAACCACGACAAUUUUAUGGAAUUGAUUCCACUAGCUUCUUGAUUGAGUACCUCACAGUGCCAAAUUCUUUUACUUAACUAUAUGCGAGUAGUUAGACGUGUACAGAAAACAAAACUACUUUGAAUGACUUAGAAUAAAUCUAUUGUGGCCGA
Messenger RNA from Botrytis cinerea B05.10, 2212 nucleotides. RefSeq lists its product as hypothetical. The transcript has 2 exons. The coding region runs from base 822 to 1973 and encodes 383 amino acids. The record is from RefSeq and is a predicted model, not a curated record. Lineage: Eukaryota; Fungi; Ascomycota; Leotiomycetes; Helotiales; Sclerotiniaceae.